AUGGGCGCCUUCAGCCAACUCACCGAAACCGCUAAGACCAAUCCCUUCAGCCUGCCGGUCAGGACCGCUAGCUGUGCCAGCCCUUCUUCUGCCGUAGGUGUUACCACAACAGCAGUGUCUGUAAUGCGAGCUGAGCAGGUUGAAUUCGGAAGUCUCAAGUACUACAUAUACUGUGCUUUUGGAGGAGUCGUGUCCUGCGGAAUCACCCACACCGCCAUUGUUCCACUCGAUCUCGUGAAAUGCAGAAUUCAGGUUAAUCCAGAAAAGUACUCCGGUAUUCUUACUGGUUUCCGAACCACUGUUUCGGAGGAGGGAUUCAGAGCGCUCGCCAAAGGAUGGGCUCCAACUUUCGUUGGAUAUUCCAUGCAAGGACUUGGAAAGUUCGGAUUCUACGAAGUUUUCAAGAACGUCUACUCCGAGAUGCUUGGAGAGGAGAACGCCUAUCUCUACAGAACUUCUUUGUACUUGGCCGCUUCUGCUUCUGCUGAGUUUAUUGCUGAUAUUCUUCUUGCACCAAUGGAGGCUACCAAGGUCCGUAUUCAAACUGCUCCAGGAGCUCCACCAACUCUUCGCGGCUGCGCCCCACUUAUCUACAAGACUGAAGGACUUACUGGAUUCUACAAGGGACUUCCACCACUCUGGUUGAGACAAAUUCCAUACACCAUGAUGAAGUUUGCAUGCUUCGAGAGGACUGUUGAGCUUCUCUACCGUCAUGUUGUUCCAAAGCCACGUGCCGAGUGCUCUAAGGGUGAACAACUUAUUGUUACAUUCAUUGCUGGAUACAUUGCUGGUGUUUUCUGUGCCGUUGUUUCUCACCCAGCUGAUACCAUUGUAUCGAAAUUGAACCAAGAUGCUUCGGCUACUGCUGGAGGAAUCCUUAAGAAGCUCGGAUUCGCUGGAGUCUGGAAGGGACUUGUUCCACGUAUUAUCAUGAUUGGUACCCUUACCGCUCUUCAAUGGUUCAUAUAUGAUUCUGUGAAAGUUGCCCUUAACCUUCCACGCCCACCACCACCAGAGAUGCCAGCGUCGUUGAAGGCUAAGCUUGCUGCUCAAGGAAAAUAA
Caenorhabditis bovis is the source of this 1062-nucleotide messenger RNA. Lineage: Eukaryota; Metazoa; Nematoda; Chromadorea; Rhabditida; Rhabditidae. The record is from the annotation of a GenBank genome assembly.